Messenger RNA from Phymastichus coffea, 3144 nucleotides. RefSeq names its product bicaudal D-related protein homolog. The coding region runs from base 584 to 2275 and encodes 563 amino acids. Lineage: Eukaryota; Metazoa; Arthropoda; Insecta; Hymenoptera; Eulophidae. The transcript has 7 exons. The record is from RefSeq and is a predicted model, not a curated record.
UCAUGUCGUAUUCUCGUACGCGAGAGUAAACGUAUGUUUAGGCUUUCUUAACACAGUGUUUAUGUUUAUAUAUACUCGCGGUGUGCGAGUGGUGGCAUGAGCCUAAGUGUUGUGUCGUUAACGUUUGACUUGAUGCAAAACGCGGAAUCCCGGAUUUGAUUUCGGGCACCCCGCGUUUGAAGUGUAAAUCGAUCAAGAUUCGGUGGUCGCGACACUCUUGGUUAACGUCGUCGUCGUCGUCCUCGUCGCGGCCACGUAAUAACAUUUGUUGCCGCAAAUUCCUUGAAUUACAAGCUACCUGGCGUAGACGACGACGCACUAUUCAAUUACCCUUGUUGUGUGAAUUUUUUCGUAGAGACUGUCGGUUUGCCGGCAGUUAUCGACUCAUCUGAAAGAGAGUGGGACCCAGCUUAAAGCAUACCUUACAGGCCUAAUGGACCAGGGUGAUGCGGCUCCUCUUCCUGCGACGCAGGGCGCGCAGCAGAAGACGAUUGUCUGCACCGGCUAACUUGCGACAGUAGGAGAAUCCAAUCGAAAAGGGAUAAAAAAAAGUGGAAGAGAACAAGCGACAGAAACAAAGAAGAUGUUGCCGAGAAAAGACGGCAACUACGAGUCCUACGCGCUCGAGGACAUGAUAUCGAGUCUUCAGACGCGAAGCGCCUCCAUCGACGAAGACAUCAACAGCGAAGACCCGAUGCAGUUGCUCAGACAAAGGGAGAGAGAUCUCGUGUUGGCCGCGGAACUCGGUAAAGCCUUGCUCGAGAGAAACCAAGAGCUCACCAGGCAAAGCGAAGCUCUCGCUGAAAAUUAUGCUGCUAAGGUUGAGGGUCUGGAGCAGGAGCGUCAUCUAUUGCGGCGCAAGCUGGAGGAAGCGCGCGGCGAGAGCGAGGCGCGAGCAGUGGAAUUGCAGGCCGACGUGGAAGGUCUGCGCAGCCAGCUCCAGGAGCAGAGCGAGCGCGCGCGUCGAGCCGAGCGCGACCAGGCGAGCUUGGUGUCGGACCUGACGGCGCAGAACGCGCGCCUGGCCGACCAGCUGCGCGAGGCUGCCAAGCAGGAGGAGCAGCUGCUGCUCGAGCUCAAGCAUCUUCGCGAGAAGUGCGCUCUGAGGAACACCACGCUGCAGGAUCACGUCAGCAGCUUGGAAGUCCUCAAGGAUGAAGUGCAGCUAGUGUCGGCGCAACGGACGGAGCUGGAGCGUCGCUCGCUGGAGCUACGGGAAGAAAGGGCACGCGCCGUGGCCGCCCUCGAGGAGGCCGAGGAGCGUGCUCAAGCCUUGGAACGACUGGGCCAUGAGGCCGAACGACGCGCCAUUGUCGCCGAGCGUGAAAGGGACGAGCUGGCAGCUGCGUUGGCGGCAAUCGAGACAAAUAAUUCUACAGCGGCAUUAGCCGCGCCGAACGGCAGCAGCGGUAGCAUGAGACAGCGGCAGCCACGUUCCUUGCAAGCGGAAAUGGAGUGUGAGGAGAGCGGUGCCAGUUCCUUGGGUCCGUACGACCAACAGGAGCUUCGGCAGGAAAUUGGCCGUGCGUGUCGCAGGCUAAGGGAGUUGUCCAGCCACUUGCGUCGCGGCGAGGACGAUUCUGGUUUACAAAGCGAUUGCGACGAAUCCAUGCUUGUGCUCAAUAACGGCAACGAGAACGAGGUAAAUACAGAGAACAAUUGCCCAGGCGCACUCACGGACCUCGUGGAAGAAGUCUUUGGUCUAGCUCUGGCAGGAGUUCGUGGUGGUCCUGGUGAAUUGGGUUUAGCCGUAGAGUUACAUCGGGCAAAAGAAGAGUUGGAACAAAUGAAAGACCAGCUACGACAAACGCAAGAUGAGCUCAAACGCAAGAGUGAGAAUCUCGUGGAGGUUGCGAGUAAACUGAAAUUGUGCGAAGCUGAGCUAAAUGGUGCCAGGGAGGAAAGAGACAGGGCGAGAGACGACAUUGAACACUCGCAACUAUCCAAGGACGAGGUGCUCGCUCAGGCUUUGCAGACGAGAGACCAAGCAGUAGCACGGAAAAACAAGGUAGAAGUGGAGCUCGCUCGUACUCGCAUCGACAUGCUACAAAUAAACAGCCAGCUAAUGGAGUCAAUCCAGCAGAAGAUCGAAUUGAGCGAACAAUUAGAGCAGUGGCAAAUGGACAUGCAGACGCUCCUCGACGAGCACGUUCGCAGCAAAUUAACACCGGUCACGCCGGCAUCGCUGGCGAGUGGUGACUCUGCCGAGAUGGUAGCACCCGCGCGAAAGAAGCGAGCCAGCAACGGUUCGAAAAAACGCUUUGGGAUUUUCUGAUAUUUGCCUUUCUGAAUCAAAGGCGGGACUGUAAUGUGCAAUUUUAUAUGUGGUGAUUCCCGGACAGCUACUGUGCUUUUCUGAAGUGUACUUAAAAACGCUGUGCUGAAUUUUCGUCCUUUUUUUCUUUUUCUUUUUAGAGACUCUGUGAACUUAUUUUACAUUUUUUCAUUCCGUCCAUCAUGUACAGAUGUUUACUUGAAAUCGAUCGACAGAGACGCAAUUAGUGUUACCAUCGCACGAAUUUUUAUCGACUAAUUCAUGAUCAUGUUAUACGGCGCGUUAUACUCAAAAAGACGAAACAACAUAAUGGCACAAUGGUUUUGUUUUUUUCUCAAAUGAGUGCCUUGCAGUUUUAUCUUUGAUCUAAGAUAUGACUAGUUUAUUAAAUUAUUAAAUUUUUAGAAAAAUUGUAUAGUACUUAUACUACACAGCUAUUUGUAAGUGUAUAUUUAUUUAAGAGAAGUAUAAUUUUAAAUAAUAAAAUUUUUAUUAAAACUCAGGAGCAAAUUUUUUUAUGCAAAUAACAAUUUUUAUAAAAAUCGUUUCCUACAUGAGUAUAAUCUUUGAAAUUGCGAUGUUCGUCAAAUUAUAAAAUUUUUCAUAUUUCUAACAUCAAUGCAUGCUAAAAAUAUUAUUUUCAAAAAAUGUUUAAAUGAAUUUUCAUAUGUACGUAUAUUUCCAUUUACUAACGGUUUUUUUUAAUACUUAUAAUUUGAAAACAGUUUGAGAUAUCUGCAGCGACUCUCAAGUUAGAACUAAUAAUUUAGACUGAUAUGAAUGUGAGUAAUUCUAUAAAUAUUAGUAUUGAUAUUAAUGCAUGAGAAUUGUAAAAGAAAUUAUUGUAACUUGACAGAAAAGUUAAAGGU